UCAUCAAUUGCUUUCCUCCUCCUCCUCCUCCUCCUCCUCCUUAGGUUUCUCCUACGACUCGAUAGAAAAGGAUCGAAGCAAAGUGCGCAUGGAAACUGAUUCCAACCACGCUGCUGCUGCUGCUGUUGAAGAUGAAGAAGAAGCUUCACGCGCCGUCCCUCCAUCGACGGCGAAGACAAGAGCCACAAGCUGGUCGGACCUGCUUGACGAUCCCCUCGGCAACAUCUCCGCCCGCCUGCCCCUCAUAGACUACUUGAGCUUUCGCGGCGUCUGCAAGAACUGGCGGCUCUUCCCAUCGGGUUGCUCCCACAUCGCCGAGUUCUCCAAGGAGCGCCCGUGGAUGUUGCUCUACGAUGUCGGCGUCGACGGCGGUAACAAGUGCUACUUGUACGAUCACCUUCAUCCGAAAUGCUGCGAGAUGUCGUUGCCGCACCUCCGGGGCGCAACGUGCAUGGAAUCCAAGGACGGAUGGCUGCUGGCCACCCGGGAGAGGGAGCUGUUCUUCUUCAACCCCUUCUCCACACAGGUCAUCAACCUAGUGAUGUACCCGGAUAGGAAGAGCUCCCACCGACUGUUCACAUUCACGGAGCCUCCGACCUCUCCGGACUGCGUGGUGUUUGCAGUGCACCGCCUCGGCGCCUCCGUGGUGGAGAUCGGCCGGUUCAGUGUGGGCGACGACAUGUGGGAGAGGGUGUUGGUGGAGGACGUGCGGCCUCCUAUCGAGACGCUGGAUGGCAUCGACCACCGGCGACAGUGCGCCGCUUCCUACGACCGCCGCGAUAUCAACGAAUCGGUCGACUUCGUCAGCUCGAAUUUAGUGUUCUCGUUCAGCUUCGAGGAUUUCUUGCUGCGCCAUCGACAUCUGAAUCAUGAUCGGGAGAUACCCGACUCCACUUUCCUCGACGAAUUUGUGAAUCUUCAUCGUGAAGACUGGCUGCGGAGGUCCGGACAGAAGCGCAUCACCGUGUCGUUUAGCUCGCUGCAGAUGAUGGUCGACGACGUCGUGGAUCUUUUCCCCUUCGUUUGUGAGUACGCGGCCGAUGGCACGACGACGACCGACGCAACCAAAUCCAUGAAAGCGGCGUGGUUGGAGCCUCGAUUCCCAUCACGUAGUUGAUUCGAUCGGUGUAGCAGUGGAUUUCAUUCAUGAUUUCUUACUGAGACCUGCAGCUUCGUCAUCAGGAUGCGCUGUGAUGUUCUUUGAAUUGGACGGAUGCUUGAUCAUCAUGGACUUGUAGGGAAUCGGACUGCACUGGUCAAAGAACCA
This is a messenger RNA of Musa acuminata AAA Group (dessert banana), 1267 nucleotides long. RefSeq lists its product as uncharacterized. The coding region runs from base 89 to 1117 and encodes 342 amino acids. Gene Ontology annotation, molecular function: protein binding. The transcript has 2 exons. The record is from RefSeq and is a predicted model, not a curated record. NCBI's taxonomy places the organism in Eukaryota, Viridiplantae, Streptophyta, Magnoliopsida, Zingiberales, Musaceae.